CUCAAGUUUGAAACUCUCACCGCCUAAAAUCCUCAAAUCUCUCCAUCUCUCUUGCUCCUCCGGUCUCCUCAAAUCUCUCCGUCGCUCUCUCAAAUUGAAAAACAUCAGAUUUCGUUGAAGAUUCCCCUGCUGCAAUCCACUCGUAGAGGCGCUGCAGUUUUCUCUCUCACUUCGCAGCAACAGAAACAUGCAAACACAGAGAGCUUUGAUGAAAACCUCUAUAGGAUUGCCUUUGGUGAUAAAUGUAAAGAGAGAUAUGGGGAUUAUAUAUAUAAUUUGAAACAGAAGAAGAAAAAACCAGCGUACUUUACCCAGGCUUUGUGGAAUGACUACUGCAAUGAGUGGAAGACACGUGCUCAUGUUGAGGCAUCCAAGCGAUCAUCUGAAAAUCGCAAGCAAGGCCGGGAGACUGCCCUGGGCACACAUAGCAAUGGCUGUGUUUCAUUUGCUGAGACAGUAGAAAAGAUGACUAGAGAGAAUAACGGGAGGCGCCCUACAUUUUGGGAACUCUUCAACAAGACUCAUAGGCUAACCCGAAAAGACUCACAUGGGAUGUGCUCACAGCGCGCCGCGGAAAUUGAAGAGCAAGUUUAUGCAAAGGCUGAUGCAUUACUGGCACAAGGGGUUGAAAAUAUUGAUUACGAUGCAAUCUUUGCCGAUCUUUUUGGGAAGGUGAAGAAGAGGAAACAGGUCCCUGGUGCUGGACACGCAACGAGCAUAUAUUUCCCGUUUGCUACUAGCUCGUCCACCUCUGCAGCUGCCCGCUCAGCUGAGGUCGAGCAACGAGUCCAGGAGUUACGCGAACAAGUCAGGGUUGAGGUUACAAAUGAGGUUCAAGAGAGAAUGCAGCUUGUGAUGCAGGACGAAAUUGCCAAAGUGCGUGAGGAGUCGGACAAGAAAACAGCGUCGUUGCAAGACCAGCUGAAGAUCCUCAGUGAACAGUUCAAUCAAUUGACAAGAGGCUAGAGUCCAUUUGAAGUGAAACAAUUAUUUUGAGCUCCUUAACUAUCUUUUUCCGAAGUGAACCAAUUUAGUUUGAAUAGCCUAAUCAGCAAACUUCCUUUGAAGUGUAAAACUAUGAUAUUUUGUUUUAUGCAAUUUUUUGGAUCUUGCUAUAUAC
Molecule: messenger RNA, 1120 nt
Organism: Salvia hispanica
Lineage: Eukaryota; Viridiplantae; Streptophyta; Magnoliopsida; Lamiales; Lamiaceae
Source: RefSeq, a predicted model, not a curated record